Messenger RNA from Gregarina niphandrodes, 612 nucleotides. RefSeq lists its product as hypothetical. NCBI's taxonomy places the organism in Eukaryota, Apicomplexa, Conoidasida, Eugregarinorida, Gregarinidae. The transcript has 5 exons. The record is from RefSeq and is a predicted model, not a curated record. Gene Ontology annotation, cellular component: plasma membrane. The coding region runs from base 1 to 612 and encodes 203 amino acids.
AUGUCGUUCCUAAAUUCAGAACUCAAUCAGCGUGUGCCUGGCCAAGCAGUAAACAGUGCAGGUCAACAGCAGCAAUUACUAUUAGUAGAAGAAAACGAAGUUGCGGAAAAUGAUUGUAGUAGGUUAGUUCAAGAGUCUAUUAGGGUGGCGGCCCAGACAAAUAGUCUGGCCCAGACGACCGUUGAGGAAUUGAAGUCGCAAACAGACCAAAUACACCGAAUUCAUCGCGAUGCUGCAAGAACAUCAGAUAAUCUGGCAACGACAGAAUAUCUGAUUGAGGGCAUGUCUAGUUGGUGGUCUGCUUUGAAGCAAGUAUUUGUCCCCCCACCGAAGGCCACGGACCAUAAAAUUGGUCGGAACGCGCCAAAGCUAAUGGAGGGCGCGGGCGCCGUGCCGAGACAGGCGGCGGCGUUGCCAGCGAAAGACGGGAAAUCUUCCGUGGAUUCAAACAUUGGGGAGUUGGCAAAUAUCUUGGACGAAAUGAAAUCUCGCGCGAUCGAAGCAAAUCGUGAGUUGACAUAUCAAAAUGGCGAGUUGGUUGAAGUCCAGGACGUCAUGGAGUCGAACGAGUCCAAGAUCGCGCGGCAAAGACGAGAUCUUGAUUUCUUGUAG